UAUGUUCCCCCACCUAUAUAAGGCUGCAUCUCGCCGUUUCACAGGACCACUAUCGUUCACCCUGUUUUCUUCAUCAGUACCCUCUUCCUCGCGUCCUUCUCCCAGACAACUGCACGCAAUGGCCGUCAAGGAUUUUGUAAAUGAUACCAUCGCCCAGAACCAGGUCACCAUCUUCUCCAAGUCUUGGUGCCCUUACUGCAAGCGUGCCAAGGGCCUCUUCGCGUCGGAUUACUCUGAUGUCAAGGUCAAGGUCAUCGAGCUCGAUGAGAGGGAUGACGGCGACGCUAUCCAGGCUGCUCUGCUUGAAUUGACCGGUCAGCGAACCGUUCCCAACGUCUUCAUUAACAAGAAGCACGUUGGAGGCUCUGACGCGGUGUAUGCCCUCCACGCGAAGGAUGGGGUCGCUCCUCUCCUCGCAUAAUCACUUAGACAAAGGAUGCGCUUUGUAUCGUAACACCAUAUGCUAGAAC
Heterobasidion irregulare TC 32-1 is the source of this 470-nucleotide messenger RNA. RefSeq names its product glutaredoxin. The transcript is spliced from 5 exons. Gene Ontology annotation, biological process: cellular response to oxidative stress. The record is from RefSeq and is a predicted model, not a curated record. NCBI's taxonomy places the organism in Eukaryota, Fungi, Basidiomycota, Agaricomycetes, Russulales, Bondarzewiaceae. The coding region runs from base 119 to 421 and encodes 100 amino acids. Gene Ontology annotation, molecular function: glutathione disulfide oxidoreductase activity. Gene Ontology annotation, cellular component: cytoplasm.